AUGAUCGGUAGAAGUGACAAUGAAAAGCGAGCCGAGGUGACAGAUUGGGCGCUAAAGCGAAAGAAGUUUUUUGAGGAAGAUCUGACAGUCUGGAAGCCGGUGGAUAACGGCUCUAGAGGUGUGGGCAGGACGGCCAAGGCGGGUUGCAGAGGGACUGUGGCAGAGGCGGUUACUGUGCGGGGCACUCUGGUUGCUGUUUCAGGUAUUACUGGCAAAUGCAGACCGACGACAACCAAUAUGUCUUCUACAAGGAAUAGUCUGUGA
This is a messenger RNA of Gryllus bimaculatus (two-spotted cricket), 264 nucleotides long. Lineage: Eukaryota; Metazoa; Arthropoda; Insecta; Orthoptera; Gryllidae. The record is from the annotation of a GenBank genome assembly.